This is a messenger RNA of Schistosoma intercalatum, 5713 nucleotides long. Lineage: Eukaryota; Metazoa; Platyhelminthes; Trematoda; Strigeidida; Schistosomatidae. The record is from the annotation of a GenBank genome assembly.
CAUAUUCAAACCGCCGCUACCAUUGCCGAAUCUUAGUCUCGGGCCCGUUCUAGUUUUGACUGUUGUCGAAUAAUUUCAUUAUUAUAUCAAGCCCCUCAGUCUGCCGGCAACUUGCUCGUGAUAAAAUCCUAUGUUCGCCUCAUCGAGUUCCAAAAAACCCACUGGUUUGUUUGCUGGAAUAUCCAACGAUUCUUGUGUAAACUUGUUCCAAGUUCCACUUACUACAAACAGUAAUAUUCCAGCCCCAGGACUUUUCGGCAACUUAAAAACCACGGAAUUCAGGGCCAACAUUAAAGAAUCAGGGCCUAGUUCCUCAUCAGCCCAUACAAUAGGGAAAAAUAGCAAUGUCUCAAAAACAGUUUUCCAUUCUCCUCGAAGUGGUGAUGGUUUUGAAAAAGAUCGAAAUGAUCGUUGUGUAACUGACACCAGUAUCAAUGGCAAUGCGCACAAUAGCUACUUCGACCUUCCUGGAUCUUCUAACAAUGAAAAAAGGUGCUUAGAUUCAAAUAAUAUCCAGAAUGCCGCUAACUUGUAUUGGCCUGCAGUUAAAUUAUCCCGUUUGCCGAUCGAAUUCAACACAAAGAGUUUUCUACUGAAGCACUUCCAAAGUUUUGGUCCUGUUGAACGAAUUAUAUGUCAACCUUCUAUGGAUGCUGCUUAUAUAGCUUUUAAUUCUUUGGUUAGUACUUAUUCGGUUGGCAGCUACGUGUUUGCUUCAUCUAUUGAGUUACCUACAUUAAGUUAUCAGCGUAAAACAAAAGGAGCGUUAUGGUUAACUAGUCUACUAGAAUGCAUUAUUGGUUGCUUGGAUGGGGAGGAUACCUAACUACAGUUCUAAACACAGCAUACACACGUUCCAAAUAAUUCUAAGAUUUUGGAUCACCUUGAAUACCCGCACUGAUAUAAUUAACCAAACGUCUGAUUCAUACAAUCACUGUUCAGACUCUGAUCCACCGGUUUGGCCGUCAAAAUGUUGCGAUUGUGUGUUGUGUGAAUCUGUUCAUUAAAUUUGAUAGCAUAUGACUCGCAGAAGAAUGUAUUUCGUUGUUACUGGUUGCGGUUAAUGUCAUCCGGCUACUAGUUACAUUUCCGAUCCAAAAAUAUAGUAAUGUCUACACAAUUGUAUCUUAGUUGUUGAUAAAUGCUUGUUACUGCCUGUCAAUAACAAAGUGUGUUGUAGACAAGUAAAUCAACAAACACUAAUACAUAGUAAUACUGGCAAAUGGAAGUAAAAUGUUAGUUAUUUCGUUUUGGUUAUGUAGUUUCUUUCUUUCCUCUACAUUGUCAGCAUAUUUUUUAACCAAAUUUUUAUUCGUUCUCAAUGUUUAAGUCUUCUGCAAAUCAAGCUAAACGAUCAGGACGUGCAUGUAUUGCAUCUGCUAACAUUGAUUUGCCUAGCUCAGUCCUUUUUACCAUGGCACGAUGUCGUCGUCAAACUAAUUCUGGAUCGAAAUCAAUAUCACAUAAAUUAGGUCCUAUCAGGGGUAGAAACACUGUGUCCUCCAUAUCCCCAUCACGUACAUCUCUGAAAAGAAUGAUUACAUCACACUCUAAUACAAAGCAGGUCAUGAAUAAAAAGCAAUUUUCCAGAGUAUCUGUUUCAAGUGAUAAUCAGUCAUCUCGUACAUCAGUUAUUAUUGAUAAUCAAUUAUCAUUUACGUCGUCCCAGAUAGUAUGCAAUACACAACCAACAAUAUCCUCUAUUACACGGCCAAAUGCAUUCGCCUAUAAUAAUAGUCUAUUCAUUCAGAAAUCUCCAAGUGCUACUACACUAGAUGAACGGCUGUCUGUAUUACAAGAAUAUUAUAAACGUGAUUGUGAACUGAGGUCUAUAUCCAAAUCUGCUGAUCCAAAAAUUCAAUGUUCGGAUAUAUGCAACAGCAACACUGGUGAACCGAUUCGUCAUGCACCCAUUAAAGGCACAUGUGAAGAUAUGUGUCCUGAAUUGGAACGUUAUUGUCGAGCAGCUCAUCAACGUGUAUCUAUAUUUGAGUGUUUACCUACUACAAUGAGUGUUAAUUCAUCUUCUUGGGAGAUGGAUCAUACUCGGGCUGUGAAAGAUUAUCAACGUUCUUCAGCCGAUCAACCUGUACCAUUACCCCGAGAACUACGACCGACAUGUGUUUUGCAACGUACAAUGGCUUAUUUACUAGCUAGUAUAGCUGAUCGCCCAGAAAUUGAUACCAGUCGUAGCCUAUGGAAACCUUGGUAUGAAUUUAUGUGGACACGUACACGAGCUAUUCGCAAAGAUAUACGGCAGCAAAACUUAUGUUGUCCCAUUGUUAUUGGUGUUAUUGAACGGAUAGCAAGAUUUCAUAUUUUCUGUGCUGCACGAUUAGUUGAUCAACCAGUGGAUACUUUUGAUCCUCGCAUUAAUUCAGAAAAUUUAACUCAGUGUCUGCAAACAUUAAAGGAGAUGUACAGUGAUUUAGAUUCACCAAUUACUUCUGAAAAUAUGUGUCCUAAUGAAGCAGAAUUCCGAAGUUAUAUGCUUUUAAUGAAACUGAACGACCAAAACGAGAUCAAUGAAGCUCAACGUUUACCUGAACGACUACGUCAAUCUAAACCUGUACGAUUUGCAUUUGCUACACAUGAAGCUCUCAUAACAAACAAUUAUAUCAGAUUUUUCCGUUUAGCUCGUCAAGCUACAUGUUUAGUUGCUUGUCUUAUGCAUAGAUAUUUUGUACAAAUACGUAGUCAAGCUUUAACGAAACUGUCUUGUGCAUUUGCUGGACAUCCAAAACGAGAAGUACAUUAUCCUAUUUCUACUCUGACACAACAACUCGGUUUUGAAAAUGAAACAGAAUCUAAACAUUUCUGUGAAACAUGGGGUUUAUCAGUGUUUGGUUCAAAUGUGAUAUUUGAAAAACAAAUUCAACCUCAACCACCUACGUUACCAUGGAGAGAACAGAGAUCAUUUCACCUAGUUGAGAAUAAGCGUAUUGGUAUCCCAUUGUCUGUUUUAUUCAAUGGUUCUCCUGUUAAUCCUUCAGAUGCAAUACCAUCUCCUGUUCAGUCUUCGUUUGAUACAAACGGUAAAUAUAUUUGCUCACAAAGAAAACCUACUCAAAAUGAUAGUGAUACACUUGAUUAUAGUAAUCGUAUUGCUGACAAUAAUGUUUGUAAUAAUAAUUGGAUCACUUCAUAUAUGUAUCAACAGCCUAUAACAAAUUCUUCAUCAUUAUCAACAACCAAUUCAUCGUUAACUGAAAGCAAUACAUCUAGCAAAAAACAAAUAUUUGAUGAAUUAUUAGAAUUUAUAUAUAAUGAAUGUGUUGAUGAAGUUCUAUGCUAUUCAAAAUUUGCUCAAACUAUUCUACUUGAAGAGAUAAUAAUUAGUGAAUUAAUCGAGAAGUUAAUUAAAGAUUUUAUUGAAGAUCAUCUAAUUGAUCUUUUUAAUAAUAAAUUAGAUCCUGUUCGUCAAAUAUGUAAAGAAAUCAUGGAAAAUGUAACGAAUGAAACAAUCGACUUAGAUUUACGUGGUAUAGUUAAUCGUGAAUUGGAUUUAGAAUAUCAUUAUAAUGAAUAUUUCAAUCAAUUAAUCAAUGAACAAUUACAUCAAUUGGCAAUGUCUUCUUUAACUUUAUCCAUUGCUACUUCAUUAUAUAAUUAUUCAUUAUUAAAAUGUUGCUUUAAUCGUUUUCAUUAUUUGAUAUGGAAACGUAAUGAAUUAAUGGAACAAGAAAUUUUAUUAAAUACAAUGCCAACAUCAGUUAGUAGUGAUUGUUUGCCAUUAUGCUUAAUGAUUAAUAAUAAUAAUAAUAAUCAAAUGAAUACUAAUGAAAAUGUAUCUACUUUCAAAUUGUUGAAACAUUCAAGUUAUUCACGAAUUUCAUUGGAAAUGCUAAAAUUAGAUAAUGAACUUACUUGGUCUCCUUUGAAACUAUCCCCAAUAUUCUAUAAAUAUCCACUAGGAUUAUAUAAAUCUAUGUUGAUACCUACUAAUUAUUGUUCAAGUAUUAUACAACAACAUUUUACAAAUAUUUUUUAUUGGAUUACUGAAAAAUUAAAACAUCCACCUAUAAUUCUAUUAAAUGAAUGGUCAAAUUCAUCAAUAAUAUUCAAUAAAUUAUCAGGUAUUAUCAUCAUUGGUUACUUUGAUCAUUCAAUCACUAAAGAACAAUUAAUGUCCAUGUAUUCAACUGAUAUAAUGAAUAACUAUGAUAAAGAUAUAAUUAAUCGUUUAUUGAUUUUAGUUGUAACUUAUUCAUUACAAGAAAUUCCUUGUUUAUCAUCAUCAUCAUUUGAAAAUGUACAGAAUAAUUAUGACGAUGAUAUCUAUUUUGUACGUUUAUGUAAUCCUAUUACAUUUGGACAAAAAAAAUUUCAACCUAGUCCAUUUUGGUCAGUGAAUUUACAGCAUGGUCUUAAUUGGAUAGAAGAAUGUUUUAUGAAAAAAAUUAAUCAUUUCAAUCAUAAUGAUCAUUACACAUUUCAAAAUGGACAUAAUGCUAAUGCAAAAUAUUCCUUGUUAUCAUCAUCAUCAUCAUCUCUAUUGAAUAGUGAAAUUACCAUCUUGUAUACAAAGCUGUAUAGUUUAAUAAAUGAAUAUAUUGAUAUAGCAUUAUUACGUCCAUUGGGUAAUUUGUCUAAAAGUUGGAAGUUGCACGGGCUUGUUGAUCCAUCAUUAAAAUCUUUAAUUAAUGAAUAUCAUUCUACAAUCUCUUAUUUAUUGAAUCAAUUGAAUCCUAUUCAUGAAACUCUUACGAAUCUAUUACAGAAUAUACUUAUUCUACCAGAAAAUAUUCUUCAUUUAUUAUUCAUUGAUUUAUAUGAAGAGAAUAAAAUAAUGAAUCAAGAAACUAAUGACGUUACCAUAACAACUAAAUGGAAUAUUUAUCUUGAAAAUUGGUUAAUUAUAUCCAAACAAUUAAAAUUAAAUUCAUCAAUUAAAAAUUGGGUAUUGACAUUAUUUCAUAACAUUGAAAAAGAUUAUUUCAUACAAUUAAAAAAUCAAUUAUUCAAUUCUAUUAUUUAUUCAUCAUCAUCAAUGAAGAAUAAUAAAUUAUAUUUACCGCCAAUUUAUUUAGCGCCUAAUUUAAAUGUAUUUUUUGUUUUAAUUUAUCAUUGUUUAAAUAAUUUAUCAAAAUUAUUAUUAACUAUGAAUAAUGGAUUAUGUAAUCAUAAUCAUAAUAAUAGAGAAGAAUUUAAUAAAUUAAUUGAAUUGUCAUGUAUUAUAACAAAGUUAAUUGAUCAAAUGAAAUCAAACAAUAUUGUAAAUCAGUUAAUUGAACACUUCAAAAAAUUAGAUGAACCAUGUAUGACACGUUCAAAUGCAAUUAAUUUAUCAUUAGAUAAUUUACGUAGAAAUCAAAUAGAAACUUGUUUACAAUCUGUACGUAAACAAAAUUCAUUUACAUCCAUUGAACACAAAGAAUCAUUAUCAAUGAAAAUGUAUCAAUUAUCUUCAAAAAUUCGUAAAAUUGAAAAUUCUAUGAAUGAUGCCAUUAAAGAAACUAUGGAAUAUCAAUUAAAAAACAAUUCCCCUAACUGAAGAAAAUCUUUAUAUAUUUUGAUUUUCUUCACUUCAAUAAUAGAUGAUGUAAUUCUCUAUAGUUGUUGUUUUUAUUAUUAUUAUUAUUGUACAUUCGUUUUAUUUUAUAUCAUUUUUUUAAUGUAUAAAUAGCCUGUACACUUGAAUAACUUUUACAUCCUUAAUGUAUUUGAGAAUUCUUCAUUGUUCUAUACAGAGUUCUUAUAAAUUCUUCACCCC